UUGUGGGUUCCGCAGAUCGCUAGCCGGCCGAACCGGAUCCGCCGGUUUUCUUCCCUCCAGAUUCCAGACUUCCAGUUAAACUUGUUAGGAACCGGAGACGGUUCAUCAUGUUUCGCUUCGCUCGCAAGGCAUCGUCUUCUUCUUCUCUUUGACUCCUUCAUUCGGCCUACAAAUUUUCCGCUUUCUCUCUCCCCUGAAACAUAUAUGUACACAUAUACUUACAUACCCUGAUAAAGUGGUUACUGCUCCAAUAAGCCGUCUUAUCCCAAACGUACUUCGUUUAUUUUCCUUAUCUCUGUCAAAAAAGUGAAAAUAACAGAGAGACAGACUUUUUUCUUUUUGAUCUUUUCUUCAGAUUUUCUCUUUUCUGCAGAUUCUUUUCUAUAAACUUGCAUUGAUUUCUUUGAUACCCAGAAUUUCUUUCGUCUCAAUUUUUUUUUUUUGUCUUCCUGAUUCUCGUCAUUUCCCUUCAAUCAAUUCCCCCAAUACCCAUGACUUUCUCGAGAAUUUUCCUUCUCUUUUCCCUCUUUUCCCUCGCUUUUUCCCUCGAGACUUUUGACUCUCAUCUUCUACCGAGACCACUGAUCCUUGAGUUCGCUGAAGCAUCUGAGACCCAGUUAAGAGAAUUCGACCAGGAAGUCGAGUUCCAGUGUACCAGCUGGAGAUUUGCAGUGGAGGCAAACAAUUUGAGUCCAUGGAAGACGAUUCCAGUGGAAUGUGCUGAUUAUGUGAAAGCUUACGUGAACGGAAGAGGUUAUGCUCUGGACCUCCAGAGAGUGUCCAAUGAGGCUGGAGUUUACGCUAGCAGCGUUAAAUUGAAUGGCGAUGGUAAGGAUGUCUGGAUUUUUGAUGUGGAUGAGACUCUCUUGUCCAAUCUUCCAUAUUAUGCAGACCACGGAUACGGUUUGGAGAUUUUUGAUCAUUUGGAGUUUGAUAAGUGGGUUGAGAAGGGAACUGCACCAGCUAUAGAACCCAGUUUGAAACUAUACCAAAACGUUAUGGAUUUGGGUUUCAAGGUUUUCUUGUUAACUGGGCGCAGUGAAAGCCAUAGGGUUGUUACUGUUGAAAAUCUGAUCCAUGCAGGCUUUCAGAAUUGGGACAAACUUAUUUUGAGAUCAUCAGAUGAUCAUGGGAAAUUAGCAACAGUCUACAAAUCAGAGAAGAGAGAUGAGAUGAUAAAAGAGGGAUAUAGGAUCCAUGGAAAUUCUGGUGACCAAUGGAGUGAUUUGUUGGGUUCGUCAAUGUCCAAUCGGUCAUUCAAGCUCCCGAAUCCUAUGUAUUAUAUCCCCUAAAGAAGAAAAAAUUUCAUUUCUUUGUAAAAGAUAAUAGUAAAAGCACUCAAAUAAACAAACGUUGUUAUUCUGAUUUGUUUGGCUGCCAUACACUCAAUGUUCAUAUGAAGCUGAAGUAGAACGAAUUCCAAACAUACUGUAAUUUGCAUUUACCCAUUUCCUCUGGUUUUACUUAUAUGUUGAACUGUUAUCAGGUGAAUGUUGUACAUGGUUAUUGUGCAGCAGGGAAUAAUUCGGGCAUUAUCCCCCGUAUAACGAAUAAAGAACAUCACCCA
This is a messenger RNA of Carica papaya (papaya), 1567 nucleotides long. Its product is annotated as HAD superfamily, subfamily IIIB acid phosphatase. Gene Ontology annotation, molecular function: acid phosphatase activity. Lineage: Eukaryota; Viridiplantae; Streptophyta; Magnoliopsida; Brassicales; Caricaceae. The record is from RefSeq and is a predicted model, not a curated record.